AUGAGUACUCGCCCGAGUACACGAAAAGAUCCAUUAACAAAAUUAAAAGAAUUAUGUCGUGAAGAAGAUAAAUGUGAAAAAUUUAAACAUCGUUUACAAGAAUGUACCGAUAGAGUUAAUAGUAAAUCAUGGACAAAAGAAACAUGUGAUGAAGAAUUACUCAAUUUUCUUCAUUGUCUUGAUGAAUGUUGGUCAUCACAUAUAUUCAAAUAUUUGAAAUAA
Rotaria sp. Silwood2 is the source of this 222-nucleotide messenger RNA. The record is from the annotation of a GenBank genome assembly. Lineage: Eukaryota; Metazoa; Rotifera; Eurotatoria; Philodinida; Philodinidae.